GGGAGUGGUAGUGGUGGUGGUGGUGGUGGUCACUGGUCACAUUAUUGGAACCUGAAGAUGGAGGCGGCGUGGAGUUCACAUCAUCUGGCCACCACAUUAUGAUUUCUUGACAGGCUGCACGCGGCCACCCUCCACACACCCUGACACACACAGCACGCAGCAGUCGAAGCAACAGGGCCAGCCAGAGCAUCCUCCCAGCGCAGCGCCACAGCCUCCCUUGCUGCACCAUGGAGCCACACAUGUUGCAGGGGCUGUGGGCGCCGGACAACCAGCAGCAGCACAGCCGGGCCUUGGAGUACCUGCAGCGGCUGAGGGAGAGCUCGGACGGAUGGCAGAUCUGUGGCGCCACACUGACCUCCGGCGGCACAAGUCUGGACGAUAAAGUGAAGUUUGUGUGUCUGCAGGUGAUGGAGCACUACGCACAGACACGCUACGUCAUCGCCACACCCGAAGAGCAGAGUCUUCUUCGCCAGCACCUGUCACAGUGGACCACCGCACUCUGUAUGGCCACCGACGCUGAGAAGGUGUACAUUCAGAACAAGACCGCACAGCUAAUGGCGUUGGUGUUUGUGGUGGACUACCCUGACCGCUGGCCCUCCUUCAUUGCCGACGUCCUCUCCACCCUCCACACCGGCGCCAAUGCUGUUGACCUGUAUCUCCGCUUGUUGCUGGCCAUAGAUACUGAGGUUGUGGACCGGGAGAUCAUCCACACACAGGCGGAGAGUGAACGCAACAACCGCAUCAAGGACACCAUGAGGGAACACUGUGUGGUGGACCUCACCAACUCCUGGUAUGACAUCCUGGUGAAGUAUGAGAAGAGCCACCCCAGCCUGGUGUGUCAGUGUCAUGAUGUCAUUGGGGCAUACAUCUGCUGGAUUGACAUCACCCUUAUAGCCAAUGACAGGUUUGUGUGUAAGCUGGUUGACCACCUGAAGGAGCCACUGCUAAGGGAGGCUGCAGCAGACUGCAUCCAUGAGGUCAUUACUAAGGGCAUGGAACCGCUGGCCAAGACGCAGCUCAUUGAGUCCUUUGUCACUGUGCUGGACAGGGCUGGGGUGCUGAAGCCGGUCGAUGACGAUGACUCGGACUUCCUGGUGAAGCUGGCCAGACUCAUUAAUGGCAUUGGGGUCCAGCUCAUUCUGGCCUGGCAAAAGCUGGACAAGAAGGAGGUGGAGAAGAAGAUUAUGAUCCGCCAGGCUGUGGAAAGCAAGGUCACUCUUCUCCUUGUCUUCAUGGCCAGUGACUAUGAUGACAUCUCGGCCGCUGUGUUCGACUUUGCACGUGAUUAUAUCCAGAUGAUCAAGCAGAAUGGAGGGCUGAGUGAGGUGGAGCGUGGCCUGCUGGAGAACAUGCUGUACGUGGUGAUCACCAAGACAAAGUAUGAUGAGUCCUACAAUUUUGACCAGGCUGGUGAGGAGGAGGCAAUGUUUGAUGACUACAGGAAGAGACUCAAGGUGGUGUUUGAUAACCUGGCUGCCCUGAUUCCUGAGGUCGUCCUGAAGGUGACAAAGGAGUAUGUGGUGACGACGCUGAACCGGUGGCAGGCGUCGUCAUAUGAGGAUGUGGAGGCAGCUGUGUCCCUUCUGUACAACCUUGGCGAGGCGCUCCCUGCUUCACACGGCAACCACUUCUCAGGUCCCACACAGGGGGGCGACCCGGCCUCCUUGCAGGUGUCACAGGUGAAGACAUCCACCAUGCAGGAGAUGAUGCGGCUGCUGGUGUCUUCAGGAGUCUCUGCACACAGCCACCCCGCUGUGUCACUGCAGUUCUUUGAGUGUGUGGCGCGCUAUGAGAAGUUCUUUGCCUGUGAGGUGCAGUUCAUUCCAGGCAUCCUCACUGCCUUCCUUGACGUGCGGGGAAUGAGGAACGCUAAUCCCAGGGUGCGGAGUCGGACGAGUUACCUGUUUUCCCGAGUGGUGCGCUGCCUCAAGACUCACAUCAUUAACUACACAGAGCAGGUCCUGUCUCAGCUGGCACCCCUGCUGGCCCUGGCACCCCCACAGCCUGCGGGGGUGUCAAGUGGUGGCCUGCUGACCCCUGACGACCAGCUGUAUGUGUACGAGGCAGCGGCGAUGCUGGUGGUGGCCGGCAACACUACGGCGCAAGAGAAGGAGAUGCUCAUGAGGAACCUGUUGGCACCGGUCUUCUCGGAGGUGACCCGGCUGGCGGAGAGUCUGGCACAGGAGUGUGACCCUAUGAUGCAGAUGAGCAUUGCCAAGAGCAUCUGCCACGCCACGGCCGUCACCGCCCGCACCUCCAAGGCUUUCUCCAACCAGAACACCAUCCAGGCCUGUGGGUGUGUGCAGCUCUACCUGGAGGCCCUGCAGCUCUUCAUUAACUGCCUCAGUGUUGGUCUGGAGCGCGAGGUGGUUGGGUCAGGAGUGCGGCAGCUGAUGCAUCGCCUGGUGGUGUGUCUGGAUGGCAACAGUCUGCUGCCGCUGCUGCCCACUGCAUCUCAAGCCCUGCUGCACACACCCUCCACCAACGCACUCACCGAAUAUCUGCCACUCAUCAACCAGAGCAUCACCAAGUUCCAGAAGGACAUUGGACCAUUCCUGCAGAACAUCUUUGUGCCGCUGGUGUCUGCCAUCUUCACCGCCCUGUCCGAGCCCCUGGAGGAGAAUGAGGAGGAGGAGAAGCGCACCAGGCGACUCCUCCAGCGUGGUUAUUACCUCUUCCUCACCACCAUCGUGUCCAACAACCUCCUGGACACUCUCGCUGCACUGGACGCCACCACACUGCAUCAGGUGUUGAUGUCUGUGGUGCAGGGAGCGGUGGAGUUUCCUGAUCCCGUGGCACAGAAAAAUUGCUUUGUCAUCCUGCGGCGGCUGACGGAGGCUUGGGGGGAGAAAGAUGUGGGGCCGCCGGGCUUUGUUGAGUUCCUUUACACUCAGGUGGUGCCGGCGUGCUUCCUGGCUCCCCUCAAGACGACCUUUGACCUUAACGACGCCCAAACCAUCCUGGCACUGCAUGAGUCCGUCACGUGUCUACAGUCAGUGUACAAGCGGCGUGGGGAGGAGCUGGUGUCCUACCUGCGCUCCGAGUACCUGCCCAAGAUGGAAGUGUCCCCAGAGCUGAUCGCCGAGUACUGCCAGGCGCUCACCUCCGACGCUAAGUUCUUUAGGAAUUACAGCAAGAUUUUCUUCCAGCGGGCCAAGUCAUGAGGUGGCUGUGGCAAGACUCCCGCCCUGUGCUGAGUCCACCACCGCCGCCGCCAGUCCGAGCGUGUGUCCUGGGCUGCCUUGUUGUGUGAUGGAAGAGUUGCUGCAAAGAUAUUUCUAGUCAUAUCUGCUGAGACCCAGUAGUGGGGGGGUAGCAAGCAUCCUGCAUGACUGACUGAGCCGGGCGUGGGUGGGACGGGUGUGUGGCUGUCAUGCGGGUGUGUCACUGACAGCGCAGCACUGUGGUCAGCACGACAGGGAGGCUGAGGGCAGUGUUGGGAGGUCGGCAUGUCAUCUUGUUCAGCAGGAAAGGUUUGCCGGCCACACCAGCACCGCCACCACCAGCACCUUCACCUCCCGUCCUGCCAGCUUGGUGCUGUCCGCCAGACACCCCAGUGAUGUGCCUUACUGUGCCUGGUGCCUGGUGCCCAGCUGCCUCUCAGCUGGUGACUCAGGCCCCACGUGUCUGUCGCCUGCACGUCUCCUGGGGCUAGUCACUCCUCAGCCUUGGAGACGACGUGCUGACUCUUUGCUCUAGUGUAAGUGUUCCCUCGGGUUCCCUGGAGUGUUGCCAGUGCAGGGUCAGGGAGAGCAAGACACAUGACAGACUAGCAACACACUGAUUCACUCUCUCUGUGCUGUGAGCCUGUGACCUGUGUGCUGAUGACUAAGACCCAUAUUCUGAAACACUUCUGUGCCUCACAGCACCUUUACUAUUUUCCAAGGGCUCUAGUUGAAGUGACACGGGUUUUUAAGUAUGUUUCUGUAAUUUUAGUGAUAUGUUAACAAGUUUUCUGCAUUAUCAAAAGGAUAGAUAUUCUUUAGAACUCAGCUAAUGGUCUCUGUGGUCUUUGAAAAUGGUCGCAGUGAGAGAGGGAAGAGUUUCUGAAUAUGGCGCUAAGGCCGACUCGUUUCAGUCUGGAGUCAGUCUUUCUUUGACUAUUUAAUGACAAUGAAGACUGUUCCUGUUUAACUCAGAGUCAGUCUAUACAGAAAUACCACAAUUAAUAAUGUUGACCUUAUCUGUAUAAAUGGAGCACAUCUUUGAUAUCUUGUUGGUAUAGGCUUGUUUAAAUUAACCAUUUAUCUUGUUUACAUUAGAGUUUCCUGCAACUUCUGCUUGGAAUGACAAUUAUAAUAUUAAUGUUUUGUUGUAUGAAUUUGUUGAGCGUGUGUACGAGUGUGGGAGCGAACCGGCUGGACUGUGCUGGGCUGGGCUGGGGAUUCAGUCAUGAAGGAUGUGUUUAACUGUGAUAGGCAGAUAUGAUUAGACUGCUGCUCAAAACACUGUAAGGAUUAACGGAGAACUCGCAUGUAUGUAUUUAUCAAGUGAUGCAUCAUUUACCCUAACACUACAUCCACUACUACUA
Messenger RNA from Portunus trituberculatus (swimming crab), 4531 nucleotides. Its product is annotated as exportin-T-like. The transcript has 19 exons. Gene Ontology annotation, cellular component: nuclear matrix; cytoplasm; nuclear pore. The coding region runs from base 228 to 3164 and encodes 978 amino acids. The record is from RefSeq and is a predicted model, not a curated record. Gene Ontology annotation, biological process: tRNA re-export from nucleus. Gene Ontology annotation, molecular function: tRNA binding; small GTPase binding. Lineage: Eukaryota; Metazoa; Arthropoda; Malacostraca; Decapoda; Portunidae.